UGCUAUUGUAUAUGUUGCACAUUACAUGUUCAACGAAAUGCAUUUGUUGAUAUACGGAGUAAUGCAAUGCGUUUGUAGAUUAUUGCUGCUGCAAGAGAUGUUGAAGAGAAUCAAAACAAAUAUGCACCCUACAAUAUUCUUCCACUGGAUGCGGCUGGGGCUUCGCAGUCCAUCAUUCAGCUUGAAGAGGUUAAAGCUGCCAUCUCUGCAUUAUGGAACCUUCGUGGCUUAAACUGGCCACUUGCAUCUGAGCAGCAUCGGCAGAAAACCAAUGAUCUUGAUCUUUUUGACUGGUUGAAAGCAAUGUUUGGAUUCCAGAAAGACAAUGUUCGAAAUCAGCGAGAGAAUUUGAUUAUAUUACUUGCAAAUGUUCAUAUAAGGCUAAAUCCAAAACCUGAACCUAUGAACAAGCUUGAUGAUAGAGCCGUUGAUUCAGUAAUGACCAAACUCUUCAAGAACUACAAAACAUGGUGCAAGUUUCUGGGUCGAAAGCACAGUUUGAGACUACCUCAAGGUCAACAUGAAGUUCAACAAAGGAAAAUUCUCUAUAUGGGCUUAUAUCUUCUCAUUUGGGGUGAAGCAGCAAAUGUGCGUUUCAUGCCAGAAUGCCUAUGCUACAUUUUUCAUAACAUGGCAUAUGAACUUCAUGGAUUGUUGGCUGGAAAUGUCAGCAUUGUAACAGGAGAGAACAUAAAGCCCUCAUAUGGUGGAGAUGAUGAGUCUUUCCUUCGGAAAGUUAUCACUCCUCUCUAUCGAGUUAUUGAAAAGGAAGCCCAGAAAAGCAAAAAUGGGAAGGCGCCUUACUCUACAUGGUGUAACUAUGAUGAUUUGAAUGAAUAUUUCUGGUCAUCUGAUUGUUUUUCGUUAGGCUGGCCAAUGCGUGAUGAUGGAGAAUUUUUUAACUCAACCCGUGAAGCUGUUAAGGGUAGAACGACCUCUCAGGACAGCUCUAAGAGCACAGGAAAAUCAAAUUUCAUUGAAACGCGAACAUUUUGGCAUAUCUUUCGAAGUUUUGAUCGUUUGUGGACAUUCUAUAUACUCACUUUUCAGGCAUUGGUGAUCAUCGCGUGGAGUCAAGCCCCACUAUUAUCUAUUUUCAAGAAAGACAUCUUAUAUCAUGUUUCAAGUAUUUUUAUCACUGCAGCUUUUCUUCGCUUGCUUCAAAGUGUGCUGGACAUGAUUAUCAAUUUCCCACUGAGCCGUAGGUGGUCAUUCAUGGAUGUUAUUAGAAGUUUCUUGAAAAUAAUUAUUAGUUUUGCGUGGGCCGUAGCUCUUCCGCUCUUUUAUAUGCAUUCCUUCAAUGUGGCACCUCAGCAAAUUCGAGAUAUUCUAUCAUUUCUAGGGCAAUUGAAGGGUGUUCCUGCUCUAUAUAUGAUGGCGGUGGUUUUAUAUUGUCUCCCUAAUAUACUGUCUGCAACACUUUUCCUUUUUCCUAUGCUUCGUCGUUUUAUUGAAAACUCUGAUUGGCAUAUUGUAAGGCUUCUGAUGUGGUGGUCACAGCCUAGAACUUAUGUAGCCAGAGGAAUGCAUGAAAGUCAAUUUUCUCUCAUAAAGUAUACAUUGUUUUGGCUACUACUGCUGGCAUCAAAGCUCGCUUUCAGCUACUUUGUCAUGAUAAUCCCCUUGGUGAAGCCAACAAAAGACAUAAUGGACAUUAAAAAAGUUGACUAUCAAUGGCAUGAAUUUUUUCCUCAUGCUAAGCAUAAUUUUGGGGCGGUUGCUUCUCUUUGGGCUCCAGUUAUCUUGGUUUACUUCAUGGAUACUCAAAUUUGGUACUCUAUAUACUCAACAAUUUAUGGUGGUUUUAUAGGAGCAUUUGAUCGUCUAGGAGAGAUUAGAACUCUUAGCAUGCUGAGAACACGAUUUCAAUCUCUACCUGGUGCUUUCAAUGAUUGUCUGGUGCCUUCUGAUAAGUCGCGAAAACGUGGUUUCUCAUUGGCAAAGCGCUUUACUGAGGCUAAUGCAAGCAAGAGAAGUGAAGCAGCUAGAUUUGCUCAGCUUUGGAAUGAAAUAAUUUGUUCUUUUAGGGAAGAAGACCUUAUUAAUGACAGGGAGAUGGAUCUGCUACUCGUGCCUUAUUCGUCAGAUCCUAGUUUAAAAAUUAUUCAAUGGCCACCGUUUUUGUUGGCAAGCAAGAUCCCAAUAGCAUUGGAUAUGGCGGUUCAGUUUAAACCUAAGGAUGCUGACCUUUGGAAGCGAAUAUCUGCUGAUGAAUAUAUGAAAUGUGCUGUGAUUGAAUGUUAUGAAUCCUUCAAGCAAGUUUUCAACAUUCUGGUUGCUGGAGAAACGGAGAAAAGGAUUAUUUCUGUCAUUAUAAGAGAGAUUGAAAACCAUAUCUCGAAGAAUACUUUUCUUACAAAUUUCAGAAUGAGCGCUUUACCCACCCUUUGUCAAAAAUUUUUGGAGCUCGUGGCCUAUUUGAGAGAUGGAGACUCUUCAAAAAGAGAUAGUGUGGUGUUGCUACUGUUAGACAUGUUGGAAGUUGUUACUCGUGACAUGAUGGUGAAUGAUAUUCGUGAGUUGGCUGAACUUGGAAAUAAUAGUGGCAAGGAUGGAAAACAACUUUUCCAAGAUAUAGUAUUUCCCCCUAAGAUUACACCACAGUGGGAAGAACAGAUUCGACGCCUUUAUCUACUUUUGACGGUGAAGGAAUCCGCCACUGAUGUUCCCCAAAAUCUUGAAGCGCGAAGAAGGAUUGCAUUUUUCUCAAAUUCACUAUUUAUGGAUAUGCCACAGGCUCCUAAAGUUCGAAAGAUGCUUUCUUUUAGUGUCCUUACUCCGUACUACAGUGAGGAAACAGUUUACUCUAGAAAUGACCUUGAAAUGGAAAAUGAGGAUGGUAUAUCCAUUAUAUACUACUUGCAAAAGAUCUUUCCAGAUGAAUGGAACAACUUUAUGGAAAGAAUGAAUUGCAAGAAAGAGCUUGAUGUUUGGGAAAAUGAAGAGAAUGUUCUACACCUUCGCUAUUGGGUUUCAUUGAGAGGACAAACUCUCUGCAGAACAGUGCGUGGGAUGAUGUACUAUCGGAGGGCUUUGAAACUUCAGGCUUUUCUGGACAUGGCUGACGAACAAGAUAUCUUGCAAGGUUAUAAGGCAGUCACAACUCCAAUGGAAGAGGAGAAGAAAUGCCAGAGAUCUCUUUAUGCACAAUUAGAAGCUGUUGCUGAUAUGAAAUUCACUUAUGUUGCAACAUGUCAAAAUUAUGGUAAUCAGAAGCGUAGUGGAGAUCGUCGUGCUACGGACAUUUUGAAUUUGAUGGUCAAUCAUCCAUCUUUACGUGUAGCAUAUGUGGAUGAAGUUGAAGAAAGACAAGGGAGUCAAAAAGCACAAAAGGUGUAUUAUUCUGUACUGGUUAAAGCUGUUGAAAAUCUUGACCAAGAAAUAUACCGUAUAAAGUUGCCGGGCCCAGCAAAGAUAGGUGAAGGGAAGCCUGAAAACCAAAACCAUGCCAUAAUUUUCACCAGAGGAGAAGCCCUUCAGGCCAUAGAUAUGAAUCAGGAUAAUUACUUAGAAGAGGCUCUGAAAAUGCGCAACCUCCUGGAAGAAUUUAAAGAACACCAUGGAGUGCGUCCAGCUACAAUUCUAGGUGUUCGUGAGCAUGUCUUCACAGGAAGUGUCUCUUCUUUGGCUUGGUUUAUGUCAAAUCAGGAGACAAGCUUCGUUACUAUUGGACAAAGAGUUCUUGCAAGACCAUUGAAGGUUCGUUUCCAUUAUGGCCACCCAGAUGUCUUUGAUAGGAUCUUCCAUAUUACUCGUGGUGGAAUGAGCAAGGCUUCUCGUGGAAUCAAUUUGAGCGAGGACAUUUUUGCUGGAUUCAACUCAACGCUAAGGCGUGGAAAUAUUACUCACCAUGAGUAUAUCCAAGUAGGGAAGGGACGAGAUGUUGGGCUUAAUCAAAUCUCCUUGUUUGAAGCAAAAGUAGCAUGUGGAAAUGGGGAGCAGACACUCAGUCGAGAUGUAUACCGUUUAGGACAUCGUUUUGACUUUUUCCGCAUGCUAUCGUGCUACUUCACAACUGUCGGUUUCUAUGUUAGUGCCAUGAUGGUUGUCCUUACAGCAUAUGCUUUUUUGUAUGGAAGGCUUUAUUUGUCUUUAAGCGGUUUAGAGCAGUCAAUAAUAAGAUUUGCUAGGGCAAAGGGAGAAACUCCCUUAAAGGCGGCCAUGGCCUCAGAGUCUGUAGUCCAACUUGGAAUUCUAAUGGCUUUGCCCAUGGUCAUGGAGAUUGGACUGGAGAGAGGAUUCAGAACUGCACUGGGUGAAAUGAUCAUCAUGCAGUUGCAACUAGCAUCUGUUUUCUUCACUUUCUCUCUUGGGACAAAGGUUCAUUACUAUGGUCGUACCAUCCUACAUGGUGGAGCUAAGUACAGAGCAACUGGACGUGGUUUCGUAGUUCGCCAUGAAAAAUUUGCUGAAAAUUAUAGAAUGUAUUCAAGAAGCCAUUUCACGAAGGGGCUAGAGCUUAUGAUGUUGCUUAUAACAUAUCAUCUGUAUGGAUCAGUGCCAUCUAGUUACGGAGCCUUCGUACUUGUGACUGGCUCCAUGUGGUUCUUAGUAAUAUCUUGGUUAUUUGCUCCCUUCAUAUUUAAUCCAUCAGGAUUUGAGUGGCAAAAGAUAGUGGAUGACUGGGAUGAUUGGACAAAAUGGAUAAGUAGUCAUGGAGGUAUUGGGGUACCAGCAACCAAGAGUUGGGAGUCCUGGUGGGAUGAAGAGCAAGAGCACUUCCAAUACACUGGAUUUACGGGACGCUUCUGGGAGAUUGUUCUUUCUCUACGGUUUUUUAUAUAUCAGUAUGGAGUAGUGUAUCAUUUGCAUGUAGCCAAUGACGACACAAGCAUUAUGGUUUAUGGCCUGUCAUGGCUUGUCAUUGUCGCCGUGGUUAUCAUUCUAAAGAUAGUAUCCAUGGGUAAAAAGAAGUUCAGUGCGGAUUACCAGCUGAUGUUCAGACUUCUUAAACUAUUUCUUUUCAUUGGAUUUAUAUCCACAUUGGUGGUCUUCUUCUUAUUCUUAAAUCUGACAGUUGGAGACUUGUUUGUUUGUUUGCUGGCUUUCAUGCCUACUGGAUGGGCUCUUUUAUCUAUUGCAAUAGCAUGUAGGCCAGUAAUGAAAGCCUUGGGAAUGUGGAGCUCAGUCAAAGCCUUGGCGAGAGGUUACGACUACUUCACAGGGAUUUUGAUUUUCUGCCCGGUGGCAAUGUUGGCUUGGUUCCCAUUUAUUUCUGAGUUCCAGACAAGGCUGCUGUUCAAUCAGGCCUUCAGUCGAGGGCUCCAGAUUCAACGGAUUUUGGCUGGAGGGAAGAAGCAGAAGUGAGCCAUUUACGCAGGAAACAUCAUUAUGUUCUCAUUUGAGAGAAAAAGGGUUUUUUCCAGCAAGAAAGAGAAUGUUUCUGGAGUUACCACGCUCGGAAUGCUUUUCUGAGACUGGAGGAUGGCUGAUGUUCUACACCUCAACCACAUAUAGACGAUCAAUCUCUCGGGCACAAGCUCCUCGUCCAGAUUAUCCUAAGCCGAAAAAGUUCCAUGAGGUUGCUUAACAACAAUAUUCAUCAUCUUUUAUUCGUUCUUGAUUUUGUCUCUCAAACAUGAAUUUUACUCUUGUUUCUUUGGACUAUGUAAAUAUGAGUUUCGAGUUCAAUAAAGGUUUUUAUUAUUUCGGAAAA
Molecule: messenger RNA, 5656 nt
Organism: Amaranthus tricolor (Joseph's coat)
Lineage: Eukaryota; Viridiplantae; Streptophyta; Magnoliopsida; Caryophyllales; Amaranthaceae
Product: callose synthase 5
Exons: 38
Coding region: 304-5307 (1667 amino acids)
Biological process (GO): (1->3)-beta-D-glucan biosynthetic process
Cellular component (GO): plasma membrane; 1,3-beta-D-glucan synthase complex
Molecular function (GO): 1,3-beta-D-glucan synthase activity
Source: RefSeq, a predicted model, not a curated record